Kogia breviceps (pygmy sperm whale) is the source of this 3338-nucleotide messenger RNA. It is a transcript of the gene RASSF4, whose product is annotated as Ras association domain family member 4. Gene Ontology annotation, biological process: signal transduction. The record is from RefSeq and is a predicted model, not a curated record. Lineage: Eukaryota; Metazoa; Chordata; Mammalia; Artiodactyla; Physeteridae.
GUGCGCGGCCUUUCUCUAGUUGCAGCGAGCGGGGGUUACUCUUCGUUGUGGUGCGCGGGCUUCUCAUUGCAGUGGCUUCUCUUGUUGCCACGCACAGGUUCUAGGGUGCGUGGGCUUCACAGCUGUGGCACGCGGGCUCAGUAGUUGUGGCGCACGGGCUUGGUUGCUCCGCCGCAUGUGGGAUCUUCCCCGAACAGGGAUCGGACCCGUGUCCCUCACAUUGGCAGGCAGAUUCUUAACCACUGUGCCAUCAGGGAAGUCCAGGGUCUGGCUUCUUAAAUGGAGUGGAGCUCUGAGAGGCCACAGCGAGCAAACAGCCGGACUGCACACAGGUGGCCCUUGAGCAAAAACUAACAUCGCUCAGGUUCUGCUGAUAACCUCCUCUUUCGUGACAGGCACACUAGUAAUUGCGGGGCCCGCACAGCGACCUUUGUUGGAAACCCAAGGGUGUCCUUUCCCCCCCCCCCAAGGUCCCUGGCCUUGUUCUGCAUACCGGACCCUCCCGACCGAGUCGCGGCUGCUUCCUCCGCGAAUAUCCAGGCGCCCUCUGUGUAGUCCGGGGACACCCCGCAAAGCAGACGCCCCAAAUCUUCCCCGAGGCCCCUCAAACACCGCCUGCAGCCGACCCUCCCCGUGGUGCCCGGGCCUGGGCGGGCCGCACAAGGUGACGUGACGCCAUUGGCCGGCGCGGGGCGAGGGGCGGGGAGGGGCGGGCCUGACGCUCCAAGCCCCCGAGCAGUAGGCGUUGCGGAUGCGUCUCCGGUGACUGCGAGGGCAAGGCACCAGCAGCGGCUUCUGGACAGCGCGAUGAGUGGACGCAGGUAACUUCCGAGUCUGCAGACAACAGCAAAAGAUGAAGGAAGAUUGUCCACCCAGUUCUCACGUGCCGAUCAGCGACAGCAAGUCCAUUCUGAAGUCGGAGCUCUUAAGCCUGCUGAAAACCUACAACUGCUACCAUGAGGGCAGAAGCUUUCAGCUGAGACACAGAGAGGAAGAAGGGGCUCUGAUCAUCGAGGGGCUCCUCAACAUCUCCUGGGGACUGAGGCGACCCAUCCGGCUCCAGAUACAGGAUGACAGGGAGCGCAUGCACCUCUCCCCCGCCUCCUGGGCACCAGGACGCCCAAAGGAGCCACCUCUUCAGGAUGGCAGAGUCACUGCCCAGGAACCAAGCGCUCAGGCCGGACCCAGGGAGGAGAGUUCCAGAGACAGCUCAGAGCCCAUAGAGGAGGACGAGGAGACCCCACAGCUUAUGCGGACCAAGAGCGAUGCAGCCUGUGUGAUCCAGAGGCGGCCCAGGUGCCGUGCCGCCGGUGAGGCCCAGAGGAUCCGGCGACAUCGGUUCUCUAUCAACGGGCACUUUUACAACCACAAGACCUCCGUGUUUACUCCCGCCUAUGGGUCCAUGACCAACGUGAGAGUCAACAGCACCAUGACCACCCUGCAGGUGCUCACCCUGCUGCUGAACAAGUUCCGAGUGGAAAAUGGUCCCAGUGAGUUUGCACUCUACAUCGUUCACGAGUCUGGGGAGAGGACAAAAUUAAAAGACUCUGAGUACCCACUGAUUUCCAGAAUCCUGCACGGGCCCUGUGAGAAGAUUGCCAGGAUAUUCCUGAUGGAAGCUGACUUGGGCGAGGAAGUCCCCCACGAUGUCGCUCAGUACAUUAAGUUUGAAAUGCCGGUGCUGGACAGUUUUGUUGAAAAAUUAAAAGAAGAGGAGGAAAGAGAAAUAAUCAAACUGACCAUGAAGUUCCAAGCCCUGCGUCUGACGAUGCUACAGCGCCUGGAGCAGCUGGUGGAGGCCAAGUAGCCCACCAGCACCUGCCUCUUCCGAAGCCCCCAGCAGCCAGCGCACUCUGAGCACUGGUGGCCGGGCCCUGAUUGUCACACAGAUUGGUCACACUGGCUGAGGAAUCCAGCACCCAUGUUUCUACCUGUCCACCUGCCUAGGUAGCAUAAGUCCCACGUCCCUGGGUCUUGGCUCUAAGGUGAGCACUCACAGUGCCCAGACCUAAGCCUGAGGAGCCAGGAACUUGCUGGGUGGGGUGUGCGUGUGAGACUGGCCUGGGCCGUGAGCAGCCCCGAAGCUGUGACAUGGGCCACUUAUGUAGCUGGAUAGCAUGGCCAGUCCUGUUCACUCCACACGUCUCCUGCUCUCCCAGUGCCCAGCCCAGGACCACAAGCCCUUAUCCUCAUCAAACUCAUGAACCACUAGAGCCCCGUCUGCCCUCGUCUCAUGCUGUCACUCAGAAACUCCGCUGGGUAAAGCAAGGGCUGCUAUCUGGUAUGGGAUGUGCGAUGCUCCCAGCCCUCACUUCACCAUGGCAUCCCUGGCCCUCAAGCCUCUGAUGUCACUCCAUGAGCCUCACAUAGCCCUGUGCCCUGUCAGCAGAGGUCAGUCUAGGAGUAAGACCACCAGCAGCCCAUCUUCUCUCUGCAACACUCACUCUGAGCUUCCUCAGCAAGACCUGAAGGAAUUCUUAUAAGGAGCUUGCUGCAAGAAACGUCAAUUUGAUCACACUGAGGAGGUGACCCGCGUGGCAUUGAAAGGAUGCUUCCAGGGUGCGUGCGAGUCCAGGAGCUGUCCAGGGACUGCCGGCAGUGGCUUGGGAAGGCCGCGCUCUGCCCCGUUGCUGCUCUCCUCGGACACCUGUGUGCCUCCUGCCCUCUCUGGGUGUGCAUUCCUCCCCUCUCAAUACUUCCCAUCAAAGGGUCACCAAGGGAAAAAUGUCUGAGGAGAAAGGGCUUUGAAUUCCCUGGGGCCAGAUGCAGAACAAUUUGGGUUUGUCAGCUGAUGGAAAACUUCUGGGAUGAACAAGAAGACAUUUGCAAAAAUUGUCUAACAGUUUACAUUGGUCAUGUGAGGUAUUUGUCCAAAACAGAGCAAAUUGGAGACCAAAUUCUCCCACUGGGGCCCACGGAUAGUGGAUUUAAAAGGAAAAACUAUAAAGUCUCUCAAAUACAGAAAUUCAAUAUGAGGGAGAUUCCCCCGGUGCCUUGCGCAGCACCCAUAAAGAACAGAGCCUGGGAGCAGCCGUGCCGAUGGAACCCACUGUUCAGGGUGAACUUCACAACAGGAUUGCCCUGACCUGGCGCCAUCUGCAGAGGCAGGCGCAGAGAUGCCCAGGGGAGAUCCGCUGUAGUUUCUGCUGUCUCUGCUCGCCUUUGGCAGCAUAGUUCCCUGGGUACUCAAUACAGGUGUGCUGUAUUGAACUGAAGGAGUUAGGUUCCAGCUUUUUUGUUUUGCUUGUGUGUGUCCACCCUGACCCUCUGCUCUAACCUCUGACACUCUUGUCCCACAGUACGCGUGGCCAAGUUUGGCAGAAGAGCCAAAGCUGAGC